This is a messenger RNA of Aspergillus luchuensis, 339 nucleotides long. RefSeq lists its product as uncharacterized. Lineage: Eukaryota; Fungi; Ascomycota; Eurotiomycetes; Eurotiales; Aspergillaceae. The transcript has a single exon. The record is from RefSeq and is a predicted model, not a curated record. The coding region runs from base 1 to 339 and encodes 112 amino acids.
AUGUAUAGAUGUCCGCUGAACUUUCAGCCAAAUUUACAUGCAAGAAAAAUUCAAGUCGUCAACUUCCUGCCUCCGAUACUAAAAAUCGGCGAGAAAGCACGACCUCAUCUGGCGUUUCCGGAACAUUCUUUCGAGCUUCUUCAGCUUUCAACGUAUCGUGGGACUAGAGCGAGGAAGAAGAGACAUGAGCCAGACAUCAAAGAGAAGGAGGAGAAAAGCCACGAAAAGGGCACGGAUCACCGUAAAGAGACAAUGUUCAUGGGCAACGGGUGGCGGAUGAUGCAGAUGAUAUACUGUUUACCUCGAAUAGGCAGCAGCUUCCCCAUGAAUGCACAAUGA